AUGGAUCUUAACGAGCUGCCACCAGAUUUGGAUGAAGAUUUCUUGGAUGCAUUUGAUUUUGAUUAUAUGACUAGCAACCCUACCUUCUGCACUCAAGUGUCCACAAAUCCUGGAAUUCCUCAGCCUAACGAUGAGCAUGUGAACCAACCGAUUUUGCCUAGUAUUUCUGAAGAUGGUCAUGCUCCUGCAGUUUCAGAAGAGUUUCUUCCUACCAUUUCUGAGAUCAGAUUGUCAUUUGAACAGGCAAGAAUAGAGGACAGGAAUGAAGAUUCUACUACUAAUCCUGUAUUUGCUGAAGUAGCAGAAGAGGAGGAAGAGGUGUGGUCUACACCUGAAAUGCCACACAAUGGGAUGUCUUUUGCAACCUUGGACGAAGCAAGGGAGUACUACAACUCGUAUGCAAAGAGAACUGGCUUCUCGAUUAGAACAAACACGUCACGUCGGUCUGCAAUCACAAGAGAAAAACAAAAGGUGCAGUUUGUGUGCAACAAGGAAGGCUUUGGCAGGAAAAGGAGAGUUGCUGCUCAGCUUGUUGAUGGAAUCACUUGCUACUCUGACAAUGAUGAAGCCGAAGAAGAGGAUACUGCACAAGAAGAAGAGGAUGAGCAAGUAGAAAAAAGGAAGAAGUUUGACGGAUGUAAGAAAAGAAAGAGGGAGAAAAUGCUAUAUACAAACUGCAAGGCAAGGAUGGUAGUCAAAAUCAUUGGCUCUAGAUGGCAAGUAAUCUAUUUUUUGGCCGAGCAUAACCAUGAUCUUGUAGUUCAGCCCUCACUCAAGAAGUUCCUAAGGUCCCAUAGAGGCAUACCGAAGCAGGAAAAGGACUUCAUUGUUUUGCUACAUGGAUGCAACUUGAGCACCGGUAGAAUCAUGCAGCUGAUGAGCGAGUUCUAUGGCUCAGCACAGCUGGUUCCAUAUGACGGCAAACAAGUUUCAAACUUCCGCUCCACCAUCCACAAGACAGAAAAAUUCAAAGAUAUGCAAGAAACUUUGGAUUACUUCAGAGCAUUGAAAGAAGAAGACCCUGAAUUCUUCUACAAGAUCAAGCUUGAUGACAACCAUAGGGUUGAGAACCUAUUUUGGGUUGAUUCAGCUGCAAGGCGUGCUUACAAAGAGGCAUACAACGAUUGUGUCUCAUUUGAUGCAACCUAUAUGACCAACAUAUAUGAGAUGCCUUGUACACCAUUCAUAGGAAUCAACAGACACUGUCAAACUUUUCAACUAGGAUGUGCCUUUAUAAGGAAUGAGAAGACAACUACCUAUGAAUGGUUGUUUCUAACAUUUCUAGAGGCAAUGGAUAGAAAAGCACCCCUUAACAUAAUCACCGAUCAAGAUCCUGCGAUGAGAGCUGCCAUUUGCAUUGUGUUUCCAAACACAACCCACAGGAAUUGCAGGUGGCAUAUCAUGGACAAGUUUUCAGGCACAAUUGGACCGAUCCUUGCUAAAAAUGAUGAGCUGAAUGAGGAGUUUGUGGAUUGCUUAAACCACACUGUAAGCCCAGAAGAUUUUGAGUCAAAGUGGGCUACUAUGGUCCAGAAAUAUGGUUUGGAGGACAAUGAGCAUUUUCAACACCUAUACCACAUAAGGCAGAGCUUCAUACCAGCCUACUACAUGCACAGUUUCUUCCCAUUCCUCCAGUCGACUCAAAGGAGCGAGGGGUUCAAUGCUUUGUUGAAGAAGUAUGUCAACCCAAACUUGUCAGUGCUACAGUUUGUGAGGCAGUACCAGAAAAUACAAGAAAAGUGUCUGGUUGCACAGGAUGGGCAAGACUUCAGGACCGAUGAGAAUGAGCGAAGACGAUGGUCAAGGCAUCCACUUGAGAAGCAUGCUUCCACUGUAUACACAAAGAAUAUGUUUUACAGGUUCUCCAAAGAGUUUGAGAAAACUGCAGAAUAUGAUGUGAAGCCUGUAGGGCAGUUCCAAUAUUGGUUGGAGCCCAAUAAUAGCUUUGUUUUUGGGUAUGGAAAAAGGAACUAUCUUGUUACAGCAAUAGAAGAGGAUGAAAGCUAUUGCUGCGAGUGCAGCAAGUUUGAUAGGGAUGGAAUCAUUUGCUGCCACAUUAUGAGAGUUAUGGUCAGAAUGGGUGUGAAAUUAAUACCAGAAAGGUACAUCCUUAAAAGGUGGACGCAACAAGCAAUUGCUAGUGAUACUAACCAGGUCCAAAAUGUGAAUGCACCAGUGGGACUUGUGGCCCGUGGGAUGCCAUUGACUAGUGAGAAAACUUUGAGAUUUACCAACGCAACCACCGCGUUUGCAGCAAUAGCAGUGGAAGGUUGUACAAAUGAUGAAAACUAUGCUAUUUUGGAGAAGCACAUCAAGGAGAUGCGAUCUGAAUUUGAAGAAAUUAAGAAAAGGACGAUGGCAAAUAGGCAAAACACUAGUGGUGCAGAAGGUGGUGCUACAGAAGGUGCACAAAAUGGUACAGGUGUCUCUACUCUAACUGGACCUUCAUUGCAAACUGCAAGUUUAAAAAACUAG
Sorghum bicolor (sorghum) is the source of this 2475-nucleotide messenger RNA. Its product is annotated as protein FAR1-RELATED SEQUENCE 5. Bases 1 to 2475 code for a protein of 824 amino acids. NCBI's taxonomy places the organism in Eukaryota, Viridiplantae, Streptophyta, Magnoliopsida, Poales, Poaceae. The record is from RefSeq and is a predicted model, not a curated record. The transcript has a single exon. Gene Ontology annotation, molecular function: zinc ion binding. Gene Ontology annotation, biological process: regulation of DNA-templated transcription.